Molecule: messenger RNA, 516 nt
Organism: Adineta steineri
Lineage: Eukaryota; Metazoa; Rotifera; Eurotatoria; Adinetida; Adinetidae
Source: the annotation of a GenBank genome assembly
AUGCUUAAGACAAGCGCAUUCAGCCACCCUUAUCGUCCUCAUACAUUAAUCUAUAAUUGGCAAGAAGAACGAGCUGAUGUAAAAAAUGAGCGAGUUCAAAAACCACUUCCAUCCCAAUAUGAUAGUUAUUUUUCAACAACAUAUGAAAGUAGUUUUGGAACUAAUCGAGGGGAACCACCUCGACCUGAAGUUCGUAAUCUUCAACUUCCUCGUAGUUAUGCAUUUCCUGGACAUCAACCCGAAUUUGAUUUUCCUGAAAUGAAAGAAUCAGUUAAUACAUAUUUAACUGAAUAUCGUGCUGGUUAUUGUCGUAAUUGUCAACGUGCACUUGCACCUAAUGAUCCAGCAUGGUCAACAACAACAAAAGUUUGUUUGCAUUGUAAAGAUCGUACAUAUACAAUUGAUCCUAAACCUGAACCAUAUACAGUUACCGUUGAUUAUCCUCAAAACCCAGCAGCUAAAGAUCGAUGUCUUGCUUGCAUGGAAAUUAGUACUGGUGUUAAACUAAUUAAAUAA